AUGAGUGCAUUACAUAUAAAUGUGGAAUUUUGGCGAGUAGUUAAAGAGAACAAUAUUUUGGACGAAGACGAUUUGCCGAGUAAUGUAGAGGAAACUGAUGAAACUCCAGCUGAGAAAGCCACUUCACACUUGCUUGGUUUGGACGAUGAAUUAGAUACUACAGUUGUUAAUGAUGCAAAUGAAAAAGAUACUUCUAUGUCUGCUGGUCCGGUUUAUGUUGACACCACUGCUUCUCUUGCUAUGUUGCUCACUUAUUCGGUUACUGGUCUCGAUGAUGGUACAACACUUGUUAAUCUUAUUUCUUUUGAUUCUCCGAAAUCUCCUUCAAGGCCUAUUUAA
This is a messenger RNA of Didymodactylos carnosus, 339 nucleotides long. The record is from the annotation of a GenBank genome assembly. NCBI's taxonomy places the organism in Eukaryota, Metazoa, Rotifera, Eurotatoria, Philodinida, Philodinidae.